This is a messenger RNA of Aphanomyces astaci, 2427 nucleotides long. RefSeq lists its product as hypothetical. Gene Ontology annotation, biological process: DNA repair; DNA-templated DNA replication. The transcript has 6 exons. The coding region runs from base 414 to 1802 and encodes 462 amino acids. Gene Ontology annotation, cellular component: nucleus; DNA replication factor C complex. NCBI's taxonomy places the organism in Eukaryota, Oomycota, Saprolegniomycetes, Saprolegniales, Verrucalvaceae. The record is from RefSeq and is a predicted model, not a curated record. Gene Ontology annotation, molecular function: DNA clamp loader activity.
CUUGCCUAAGAUACCCAAAUAAUGCGGAAAGGACGCGCAGCAGCAGCUGGAGCGCCACAACGUGGUCCCCAACGUGACAAGCCUUCUCCACCUGUUCAGACCAAUGAGAAGGAAGUAAUAGCAGCAGCCACAGUCCCUCACGUGGAGCCGCCAACUGAAGUGGUGGUGGUCGACUGGCGAGUAAAGUACGGCUUCUUGAAUGCCAUCGACAAGCUCUACCGAGCGUAUCCGUGCCCGAAGAAGCCUCGCAUGCCGACGUCCGCCGAUGCCGCCCCUAGCUGGAUACAAACCAUGCUGCCGACUACGGUACGUAUUGUCCAUGUCGAACCUCGUGUGACUGAUGGCGGUGCAAUCGUUCGUGGUGCAGCCAGCCGAGUUUUUAAACAACGACACUGCGAUGCAAGACUUGUUUAAUGUGUGCGAACCAAUCGAGUGUUAUCAAGGCGGCAUCAACAUCGUCGUCACGGCACGUUGUUCUCGGGCUUGUGCGAAAUUUAUAUACAACUUUCAACCAAAUACUACGACUUGUACAGGGGAAGGAGCUAGGCGGCAAGACAUCGUUCGCCCAUCUGUUCAUGCAGCGCAUGUACCCCGAAGCCACGGAGAGGAAGCGCCGCGUGCUGGUGCUGGAUGCAGCGACGACCGAGGAGAGCGUCCUGCUGACAAAGUUGGACGCGUUCAAGCGAUACAUUGAGCACCCCAAGACAAAACCACACACCAAGUUUCCCUACGUGGUCAUUGAGAACUUUCACGUCUUGAACCCUCGGACUCAGCAGCAUUCAAUCGGACCGCAAUGGGAGAUUUUGAACGAAAAACACAUCUUCUUUCUGGUGACGGUAGCCCCCGACGCCAGCAAAGUCACCGAACAGAUCAAGUCGACAAGUAAGAUCGUGCGGCUACGACCACUCGAAGACAUCCACGUACUAGAGAAACUUCUCACCGUGUGCGUCAACCAGCGAAUCGGGUUUGUGCGACCUGCGAUCGACUACAUCGCCAAGCGAAGGCGCCACGCGUUAGGGCCGUGCCUCGAUACACUGCAGCAGAUCUUCCAUGCCCACCAGUACCUGAGCAUGGAAAACGUGGACCGGUUCUUCCAUCGCAAUAUGAUGCACAUGAAGGACACGCUCGACAUUGCCGACAUGUGCGCGCCACUCAAGCGAUGCAAAGUGUGCACGCUCGUGCCCCCGUGUGCCCACACCACCCUCCAGCACCUCCACGACCGUGUCGUCCGCCUCCGGGCAAUGUACCCCCAAAACAACCAGCGUGACGUGUGCCCAGACUUCAAACACACGGGCAUCUGCCACGUGUUCAAUCGGAAAGGGCGGUGUCUGUACGACCACCCCCCAGAGCUCCACGUCAUUGACACGUCGCGCCUCGCCGCACGGUGCCCCGUCCACACGUUGCCCCAGCCGUGCUCGCAUUGCGCGACGCUGGCCACGACCGUCGCCAAAGCCGCCGCCCUCGCCAAGGAUAAGCGCGACAUGGAAGCCAAGAUGGCCAAGCUCAAGAAGACCAUCGCCGACAUGGAUUAUGGGUUGCACGUCCAUUUGAAGGCCAACGGCGCGACAGUCGUGUGGGGCAAGGCCAAGGACUUGCUGGAUGCGCAGACGGUGGAGCUGCAGGAUGAGAUCCAGCAGACACGACGGGAGCUGGAACGCAUGGAGCGUCAUGUGAAGGACGAUAUUGAACCAGUGUUGGGAACGUUGCAAGAGCAGAACCAGCGCGGGUAUUGCAAGGGGUUGGGCAAACGAAUGAAGCUCCGAGCAGUGGCCAGCGGCGACCCCCAACAAGGCGAAGAGUGACGUUAAGAAUAUAUAUUGUGGAGCGAGUGUAUAUAUAUAUAUAUUGUAGUUAGGUGAGGGAACUGGGCUGGGUCCAUCGCAGCGAUGGGUUUUGCUGGACGAGCAUCGCAACGCGCUCUUGUUCCUUCUGCAGCGCCAUCGCCAGUUUAUCCGAGUAAUCGUCCAAGUCGUAACCAUAAGGAUCAAACACAUCCUUGGGAAAGUUUGAUUGCACUUCCUCAAUGCCAAAGUACUCGACCACCCUUGCCAAAAUGUACGGGUUGUCGAACUCCUUCUUGCUGCGCAAACUCCCGAUAAAACUAAGGCCGCGCUCUUUAUGUUCCAAGUACUUGUUGAUCUUGGCUUGAAUCGCCGGGUCGCAUCGCGCUCGCGGUAAGUCUGGCAAUGCUGGAAGUGCCGGAAUAUCAUUCGUCGGUUCAUCCGCAGCGAUAUCGUGGGUUAACACGACGGAGGCAACGACAUCAGGGGCUGCUGGCGCAGGAGCAGCAACCGCUUCCUCGUUGACUUCAUUGAUUGCGACAGCGUUUGAAGGCCCAACAGUCUCCUGACGCCCUGUCUCGCUCUCCGACGAGUCCGAGUCCGAUCCGUAGUCCGCGACGCCCAACGGAUUCCACAUGCAAGUCUG